Messenger RNA from Aplysia californica (California sea hare), 322 nucleotides. RefSeq lists its product as uncharacterized. The record is from RefSeq and is a predicted model, not a curated record. NCBI's taxonomy places the organism in Eukaryota, Metazoa, Mollusca, Gastropoda, Aplysiida, Aplysiidae.
GGAUGAACAUUGCUCGUUGCGAGGUUGCCGUUGCUACCUACCUCACCGCCGCUACUCUGGUGGUGGACCUUGUCAUCAUGCUGCGUCGCAGUAAUAAAGCAAAAUGGCUGUUGAUUCCGGGGAUUCUGUGCUUUCAUGCAGGUCUACUUGUAUUGGCAGCGGUCUCUAUGGUUACCUCGGAAAUGAAUAACUAUACUAUCAGGGGCAUGGAACUGCAGAUGGAGAAGGGGUGGACUUUCGUGAUAGCUUGUGUUGCCGGAGUUCUCACGAUUGCAACUGGAUUGCUGAGCCUUUUCGCGAAGAAGGGAACGUUUCCCGAAAG